CGAUUCUCAACGGUGAUCGCAGCAGCCUCUGGGACACGACAUGCUUACAGGUGAGAAGAUGUCAUUAACUCAGCAGCUAUAUUGUCUCCUGCAAGGAUAAUUCGGGACAUUUUCCGAAUGUAGAGGGAAAAUGCAAUCGAAAUCUUGGACGCCUAAACGCCUGGCCUUGUCCUGUUCAGGUUUACCCUCUCGUUCUCCUCGACUAAGUCGGGAAUGGCGGGAGCACCGGGACUUUACGUCUUACGGGGUAACAGGCAGAAGUACAUCACACCCUGACAUCAGGUCAGCUUUCAAGACCUCUACAUCCUUAGGAUAACUGCUGAACAACUUUCACCUCCUCUCGAUAUCCCCUAGCAGUCCACCUCCUCUUCGCGAUCUCUCGAGAAUCAAUCCAGCAAUACCGGCCGACACCAACAUGCCAUCAACAGUCACCGACAAAGCCCUGAUAGUCCCAGGACUAUCCUAUGUCUUCGCACGGACCUUCCUCUCACUAUUGGGCAGUCCCUUUCGAGGAGCAAAGGGCGCUCCAACGAUCAGUGAACAUGUCCAAACCACCGCUUUUCGAACCAUAUUCACGCACUUCACCACGGGUCAAUUGCAGAUGCUCAUCCCACCUUUCAUCUCUUCGUAUGAGAAAUUCUGUAAACAGCACAAACUUCCUGCCCAGAUUGUCGAUAUCCCAGGCACGUCCACGAAGGGCUUCUGGCUUGGCAACCCGGACUCAGCGACAUACGUGAUGCUCUAUUUCCAUGGCGGCGGAUUCGUCAUGCCCGGCUUUCCCGACCAUCUGGACCUCCUCUUCCGCUUCGUGCAGUGGUCAAACGGCAAACUCGCCGUCUUCUGUAACGCAUACACGCUCGCCCCUCAGGGUCUCUAUCCCUUGCAAAUCGCCGAAAGUGUCGAAGCACUUCGCUAUCUGCUCUCUCUACCCGGCCGCACGCCCGAUACAACAUUGCUCGGAGGAGACUCUGCCGGCGGCAACUUGGUAUGCGCCGUGCUCAGCCACAUCUCUGGCCAUCCGCAUCCGAAUUCCAAUAUUGUCAAACCGUUUGAACUAUCCGGCAAGCUGCACGGCGCAGUGAUGAUCGCGCCAUGGGUCUCCUCUGACCACACCAAGUUCAAGUCCAUGACCGAAUUCCAGCAUCGGGAUAUCGUCAACCCAGUGUGCGCGAACUAUUGGAUCGACUCAUAUAAAGGCCGAGGCAAGGGCGUGAAGGAUGACGAAUACACUGUUCCCGAGCUCGCGCCAGGAAGUUGGUGGUCAGGCUCGAAAGUAUCCUCCGUGCUGGUGACGGCCGGCCAAGAAGAAGCACUGCGCGAUGCAAUCGUCAGCUUUGCUGAGAAGUUCAAGCAAGGUGUUGGUGGCGACGUGCUGAAAUUGGCCAUAGGCAAGAAGGAGAUCCAUGAUGCUCCGUUGAAGCCCCAGCCGGACAGCGAGCUGAAGAAGUUGGGAGAUGAUUGUCAGGAGGCUGCUAUCAGAACUUGGUUGAGCGAGAGAUUGCAGUGAGAUAGAGAGUACAUAUGAUGCGAAUGCAAGAGAGACAAAACAUUACCAUUAC
This is a messenger RNA of Exophiala xenobiotica, 1559 nucleotides long. RefSeq lists its product as uncharacterized. Bases 416 to 1507 code for a protein of 363 amino acids. The transcript has 2 exons. The record is from RefSeq and is a predicted model, not a curated record. NCBI's taxonomy places the organism in Eukaryota, Fungi, Ascomycota, Eurotiomycetes, Chaetothyriales, Herpotrichiellaceae. Gene Ontology annotation, molecular function: hydrolase activity.